This is a messenger RNA of Monascus purpureus, 1742 nucleotides long. NCBI's taxonomy places the organism in Eukaryota, Fungi, Ascomycota, Eurotiomycetes, Eurotiales, Aspergillaceae. The record is from the annotation of a GenBank genome assembly.
GGGAAAGAGAGUUACCACAAUGAGACGCAAUUACGAGACCGCUCUUAAGCUCUUAGAAGCCCGAAAACGACCAGCUCGUCCAAAGGAUACAGCCUUUGCGACGCCGCAAGAGGCAACGAGUCCCGUUAGCAACCAAGCCUUGAGGGGAGUGCCCAGCUUGGUGGGGAUGAAAGAAUGGUUGCAACUAAUUGGACAUUCGGACCGAGACAUCGACAACUUGAACAUAAUUCAUAUAACUGGAACGAAAGGCAAAGGUAGUACUUGCGCCUUUACUCGAUCCUUUCUUCUUGCACACGGUUUACGGACUGGGUUUCCAAGCAAGAUUGGGCUCUACACUUCUCCACAUUUGCAAUUUAUUCGGGAGAGAAUACAAAUUAACGAGAAACCAAUCUCCGAGGAGCUCUUUACAAAAUACUUUUUUGAAGUAUGGGAUAGCCUCGCCUCAAACGGCCAGCGGGACACUGUUGAAAAUCCCAGGCAACCACGUUAUCUGCAGCUUUUGGCACUGUUAGCCUUCCAUACAUUCGUUAGAGAAAAGGUGCAGGCAGCCAUAUUUGAGACUCACCAUGGCGGAGAGUAUGAUGCUACAAACGUGAUCCAGAGACCCGUUGCGGCAGGUAUCACAUCUCUCGGAAUGGACCACAUCACGCAGCUCGGUCCUACGGUCGAAAAUAUCGCUUGGCAUAAGGCCGGAAUCUUCAAACGGGGGGCACUUGCCUUCUCGGUGCCUCAGGAACCCGUUCCUAGUGAAGUCAUGCGCAAUCGUGCCGCAGAGAAGGGGUCCGUUUUGGAAUUUGUGCCUGUCAACGACUCCCUUCCGGUAAAUGACAAGGCCUUAAGUGUACCGGUUCAGCGAUUAAAUUGUUCUUUAGCCAUCAGACUCGCUCGCGCCUUCUUGCAGGUCAAGGCCCUGGGGCAGGAAUUGAGCGCCGAUGAUAUUAUCAAUGGGGUCAAAAAUUUUUCGUGGGCUGGACGGUUCCAAAUUAUCGUUGAUGGACACUCCCAAUGGUUCUUGGACGGUGCGCACAAUACAUUGAGCAUCGGGCAAGCUGCAGUAUGGUUUGCAAGGAAUACCAAUCCGCCUAAUGAGAAGAUGUAUGUUACAUUGCCUCAUUUUAUAUUCUCGCUAACGCAUUAUAUUACCUAUUUUAGACUCCGUGUUCUUAUUUUCAGCCACUUUUCAGCAGAACGUGACAGUAUGGAACUUUUGAAAUGCCUCGCACGUUCUCUUUUUGAAAAUGGUGUGAGGCCUGACCAUGUGAUAUUUACCACUUACGAUGAAAGGGAGGAUGAAUCCAACAAAACUCUCAAGGUUUCUGGGACGCCAUUGCCAGACUUUUGUGCGAUGCAUUCGUCACUGUGGAAGGAUCUUAACCCAGAAUCUCAGAUUUCAAUUGAACCAACUAUUGAAAGAGCAAUAAAGCGUGCUAAACAACUAAGUGCUCAGAAGGAUGGGUCACAAGUUCUAGUGACGGGCAGUCUGCACUUGGUUGGGGGAGCAGUAAACCUCCUGCGGCCAUGUACACCUAGCCAGAGUUGAUAAGAAACUGUAUUUAAUUAUACCAUUCAACACGACGUCCAGAUUCAAUAAUAGGGAUGUGUGGAAUGUUGUCCGAGGCAAACUUUGCAUCCAUCCGCAUGGAGUAUCGCAGUCCAGCAGAGUCACAUACAUGACUCCAGCGCUGCAAUAGAUGAAAUGAAUCAUUAGUUGGAAGUGGUGUGUGGCAUUGGAAGGAUGCAUA